GAGCGCGGUUCCUGAUCACUGAACACGGCUCUACUCUACAGGAGCUCACAGGGAUGUCUACGGCGGCAGAAGUGGGCUUCAGUCUAGCGCGCACUGAAGCGGGGGGCUCUGUUAGCCUAACCAGUUUAGUUCGGAUGAGCGGAAAAAAUCCUAAUAAGCCAAAAACAAACAAACAAGCAUGAGCUCCUAUUUCGUUCAUUCUCUCCUCACCAAAUUCAAAAGCACCGAGUCUCUUCGUUCCGGCUAUUACGAGUGUUCGGGCUACGCGGGGGAUUUCGGGGGGCGCUCGGCUGUGCUGUACGGACACAGCGCUGGACCUGCUGCCCCACACGAAGCCCAGCUGCAGGACUUUUACCCCCACGGAGCUGCACCCUUCCCUCACGCGCACGCCUCUUACACGCACAGCGCAGGGCCGUACGCAGAGCCCAUCGGAGACCCCCUGGGGAAGGACACCGCGCACGGGCAGACCCUGUACUCUCUCCAGGACCCGGAUUUAAGCCAGCAGUUCGGGGACUGCAGUCUGAAAGCGAGCUGUGCGAGUGAUGGUCUGGAGAGCGCAUCAGCCUGUCCAGCCCAGAUGUACCCCUGGAUGAGACCCCAAGGUGGCGGGCGGAGGCGGGGCAGGCAGACGUACAGCCGCUUCCAGACGCUGGAGCUGGAGAAGGAGUUUCUGUACCGGCCCUACCUGAGCCGCAGGAGGCGCGCGGAGGUGGCGCGUGCGCUCGCGCUCACAGAGAGGCAGGUGAAGAUCUGGUUUCAGAACAGGAGGAUGAAGUGGAAGAAGGAGAACAACAGAGACAAAUUCCCCUGCAGCAGAGAGGAGCAAGAGGAGGUUGAGAGGCAGUGGCGGGAGCGCGCACAGGACAAGGGAACGUGCACAGCGGCCGAGGGGGUAACAUCCCCCUGAGAAAAAGACAAGUUAGCUUCAAGAUCUACUCUGGAGUAGACUGGACACUCAGUGGUCAACUGACAAAGAAUAAUAAUGAAAUAAUGGUGUGGUCAAGGCUGUUUGUGUCUAAAGCGGAUCCAGGUGUUAUUGGUCAUCGGGAAACGGACGGUUUUUAAAACAUCUUGUUUCUUUCUUUCUAAAUGAAAAAAAAACAUACAGUGAAUUUAAUAGCAUCAUUAAAUAAAGACAGUCAUUGUGGUACGAAAUUGUAUGUAACCUACAAAACACCCUGCCUCUCAUCACCCGAUAAGCUGUGUGUGAAAGACUCAACAGUACGACUUACACAGCUGUCGUGGUUUGUAUUGAGAGCUGACUGGUAAUCGGGAGACUUUAAUAACCCUUCUGUAUUUCCAGCUUCUGUGGACCAGUUCAUCUACAAAUGUAAGAAUAUUGCAUAUUAUAUAAUCCUAUAUUACAUAACAUACCGUACUGUAUGACCUGAUGUCCAGUUACUGGUAAAAAUUGAUAAUGCGCAUUGUUAAGCUCUGUCACACACGAGCUAUUUCUUUUCUGAACGCACUGCACAGAAAGAUUAUUAUUAUUAUUAUUAUUAUUAUUAUUAUUAUUAUUAUUAUUAUACUGUCACUAUGUC
Molecule: messenger RNA, 1541 nt
Organism: Pygocentrus nattereri (red-bellied piranha)
Lineage: Eukaryota; Metazoa; Chordata; Actinopteri; Characiformes; Serrasalmidae
Gene: hoxb8b
Product: homeobox B8b
Exons: 2
Coding region: 179-907 (242 amino acids)
Biological process (GO): regulation of transcription by RNA polymerase II
Cellular component (GO): nucleus
Molecular function (GO): DNA-binding transcription factor activity, RNA polymerase II-specific; RNA polymerase II transcription regulatory region sequence-specific DNA binding
Source: RefSeq, a predicted model, not a curated record